Mucor velutinosus is the source of this 1266-nucleotide messenger RNA. RefSeq lists its product as uncharacterized. The record is from RefSeq and is a predicted model, not a curated record. The transcript is spliced from 5 exons. NCBI's taxonomy places the organism in Eukaryota, Fungi, Mucoromycota, Mucoromycetes, Mucorales, Mucoraceae. Gene Ontology annotation, molecular function: catalytic activity. Bases 1 to 1266 code for a protein of 421 amino acids.
AUGGCCAGCAACUCCUUACCGUCGCCUGGGGAUAUUGUCAUCCACGAUUACAGACCGCAAGAAAAGCCUAUUGUAAACGAAUCCCUUAAAGUAGUGCAGUGGAACAUUGAAAGAAACUACGAAUCUGAAGCCAUCAUGAAGACCAUCCAAGAUCUGGAUCCUGAUGUGAUUAUACUGCAAGAAGUAGACAUCUUUUGCAAAAGAUCUGGCAACCGUGACCAUAUACAAGAAUUAUGCAAAUCCUUGGGGCUCUUGGGUGGAUUUGUAUGCGAAUUUGAAGAGAUUGACAGCCCCGUUAGAAAACUGAGAGACGCUGGAGGUGGUGUGCAUGGAAAUGCUAUUUUAUCAAAGCAUGACAUCGAUUUCAGAGUGCUGGAGCAUAGAACGGACGCUUUUAACUGGGAAAAGGACGGAUACAAGCUGAAAGAGCCGAGGAGGGGAAAACGAUAUACUCUGGUAGGCACUGUGAGCGCAUCACCAUUACCGCCGAUUGUAUGUUACAGUGUGCAUUUAGAGGUUUUCACUGGUAUCAUUGGUCGUAUCAACAACUUUGCCGACAUUUUAGAGGACGCAGCCUCGAUCGCCAAGGAAUACCCACACCAAAUCAUCGGUGGCGACCUCAACACCAUGGCACACUCUAUUGUGAGACUGUCACCCAAAUAUGCUUGUGACCGAUACAGACUCAUGUCCUUGGGAGACACAGAGAGCAACUGGUUUGAUCGUCAUGUGAUGGCUGUCUACCGUGAUCCACAACAUGAAUACAACCUUCGUUUAGCAGCAGCAGGAUUCCCCUUCUCCAUGGCACCAAUUCGUCUUGUCAGAUUCAUUUGGCGGCUUUUGGGUUCACUCAAGUUGUUUGAGUUGGUGAGUGGAUUUGACUUGGAAACGCUCAAGAGAGCCCGUAACCCUGGAUUCUACGAUCCCUGGGAUCCCAACGAGAUUACUUUACAUAAUCCUGAUUACUUUGGCUUGUUUAAAGCGAAACUGGAUUGGACUAUGGUGCGAUGCAUGGAUGUGCGUCAGAAAUGGAUUGGCAAUCGUGAUUAUAGUGUCAGUGAUCAUGCUUAUUUGAUGGUCAAGGUGACGCCUGAUGCAAAAGAUAAAUUGGACCGUGUGCAAGAAGUGUGGAGCAAUAGACGUAGACAAUGGCAACCCAAUGGAUCUGCUCCGUAUAGAAGAACCACCAUUGGUGUCUCUGUCCUCAUCUUGGUUACUACAUUGCUGGUACAUUGGAUAUUGUACUUGGUUGGUCCAUUGCUGCAAUAA